AUGCUUUGCGAGGCAACCUGGUUCGGUGUGUCAUGUUUUGGAGUAUUCUUUGACUUCGUCGGGUCUUGCAACGAUACCGACUGUUUCUAUCCCGCCAGGUACGAGACCUGUGGCGAAGAGGCUUUUGACGCUGAUAUCGCAGGCAAUGGUGUAGUCUUCGCGUCUGUCAUCUCGGUCCUUGUGACUACAGUGGCGGCGAUAUGUGCAACAACGAUCGAACACUAUACUGGCAGUGAGCAUACUCUUCUUCCGCGGGCCCUUCGCAAGAAGUCGUCCCCACAGGCAGAGCGUGAGCGUCAGGGGAAGGUCGACAUCUGGCGUAAUGUACUGGACCGCCUCAUCCUUGCCUUUGCGGACCAACAGCUUAUUACUGGCUUUGCACUCUUGACUGGCGCAUGGAUCCAGCUGUCUCGCAAGCCCGCCGUGCUGUCCGGUACCGACAUUGGGAGGGCUUUGUGGCCAUACUACUGGAUGCCAUCGUCCAGCUUUGCCCUUGUGGUAUUCCUCUGUUGCGGCUCAAGCAGUGCCCACCUUGCCUGCUUACUGGUGCUGAGAAACUACUUCGUGGAACACAAAAUCACUGCUAGGGUCCGAAUUGCACUCUUCGUGUUAUUCUCCCUCUUUCUCACAGCAACCAUAGCAUUAACAUCAAGCUUCACAGCCUACUUCCUUGCAAUGGUCGGAUACGUGUACGCAAGCACGGAUAAGUACUCGGAAACUAGCUUGCGCAUAGCGCAAGCCUUUGUCUUCCUGAUCCCCAUGCUUUCUAUGGUCUGGAUAUUCUGGAUAUGCUCGUUGCAGCUGCUCCCUGGUAGGUGUGUGUCCUGGAAGAAGUGGCUCAGUUCAAAGAUCGUCGACCCUCUCAGGCAAAAGAUCGGCCUCACCUGGCUCUGGCACAAGCUGACAUGCUGGAUGGGCGUUGGAUACAGGAAGCGAUUGACCAGGUGGGUCAAGGGCACUUUCUGGACCCUCCUACUGGGCGAUCCUGUCUUGGUGUUUGCGUUGCAGAUCGUUCUUGCAACACUGUCGGUAGUAUGGACCCUGCUACAGAGAUUCGCGGCACCACCCCCGCCCGGACACUACGAUAAGUUUCUGGAAUACGAUGAGCCUGCAAACAGACUGUGCUCACUGAGGAUCGCGGCCGGAGGAUACGAUGCGUGGUCUUUCGGCCAGACCUUACCAAUGUUUCUGCUUGCAUUACCAGUGCUUUCUGCUUGGGAGACGUAUAUCGAAGAACGCCAGAAUCUACGCAAAGGCCUCGGGAUAUACAGGUCAAGCUUGUCACAGGUCAUGCCCGAGAGCGAACAAGAGUUCAGUCUCAUUCCUCGUGGCGACUCUGCCAGCCACAUCCGAAGUGACAGCGAGGGUCUGCUUUCGCCGAGUGCUGUCGCAUUCUCACCACGGCCUACUUACCACGAUGCAACUGACACGUCGUACCAAGGGUGGACCUCUCAUCUGACUACGGGAGAUCGACCGAUACUGCGAGACACAUUCCAUCGACUGCCGAGCGAGACGUACAUAUCUUGA
Messenger RNA from Fulvia fulva, 1527 nucleotides. RefSeq lists its product as uncharacterized. The transcript has 3 exons. The coding region runs from base 1 to 1527 and encodes 508 amino acids. NCBI's taxonomy places the organism in Eukaryota, Fungi, Ascomycota, Dothideomycetes, Mycosphaerellales, Mycosphaerellaceae. The record is from RefSeq and is a predicted model, not a curated record.